Messenger RNA from Eucalyptus grandis, 1467 nucleotides. RefSeq names its product UPF0481 protein At3g47200. Bases 1 to 1467 code for a protein of 488 amino acids. The transcript has a single exon. The record is from RefSeq and is a predicted model, not a curated record. Lineage: Eukaryota; Viridiplantae; Streptophyta; Magnoliopsida; Myrtales; Myrtaceae.
AUGGCAGGUAGAAACGUUUGGGGGUUGAAGCAGCUGUAUCUGCAGAUGUCAUGCAAGAGAAGAAACUUUGAAGCUUUCUUCAGGAGAUGUGCCUCAACCUCAUCACAAGUGCAUGAGAAUUGCAAAGCCUCACUGCUAGAGAAAUUGAAUGCCAAGAUUCCUGAAGAGAGCAACAAUGUCUGCAUCUACCGAGUCCCCACAAAACUGCGUCAAGUAGAGGCAAAGGCAUAUGAUCCAAGCAUUGUAUCGAUCGGCCCUUAUCAUCGUGGAGAUCAACGCUUGAAAGAAAUGGAGGAGGUAAAGCUAAAAAUUUUCCAUAGAGUUUUCAAGUCAAGACAAGAAGGUGGAGACGAACUAGACAGAGUGAUUUCGGCAAUGGAGAAACUAGAGCCGAGGGCUAGGAGUUGUUACGCAGACGAUGUUAAGCUGAGCAGAGACGAGUUCACUGAGAUGAUGACCAUCGAUGGCUGCUUCAUCCUGCAGCUCCUGAGGGAGGUCGGCGGCUGUUCUUCUUCAUCCCUUCUUCAAAGGUGGAUGUUGCCAACGCUGCACCGCGAUUUAAUCAAGCUUGAGAACCAGCUCCCAAUGAUAGUUCUACACAAAUUACUCAAAUUGGUCUAUGCCAAUUCUCAAUGUGAAUACUCGAUUCUUUCCCUACAAGACCUCGCUUUGAAGUUCUUCAAUCCGUUACUGCAGAGGGACUCCCAUACGAAUGCUGCCGGUGCCACCGCGAUGAAUGGGGCUUGUCACUUUCUUGAUCUUUUCCGAUCCAGCAUUCUCCCGGAGAUUCAGGAUCAGGACCGGAAAAGGCAACCGCACAUGAUCCGAUCUGUAACUGUGUUGAAGGAAGCAGGAGUAGUCCUUGAGAAAUCACCCAAUGACAGGGCAUUUGACGUCCAAUCCGAGGGAAGGUUCCUGAAGAUUCCGCCACUCCACAUCGACGAUCACAGAGGCACCUUGUUCCGCAACAUGGUGGCCUUAGAGCAAUGCCACAAGAAAUGCAAACCCGACGCGACGGCAUAUCUGUUCUUCUUUGACGGGCUUGUGAGCUCGGCGGACGAUGUGGAAAUCCUCCAUUACAAAGGCAUAGUCCACCACUCCCUCGGAAGUAACGAAGAGGCGGCGAAUCUGGUGAACAAGCUGUGCAGAGAAGUGGACUGGAAUGGCGAAGAGUCGUAUCUGCACAAAGUGGUGUGCGAAGACAUUGACGUCUACUUCAUUAGCGCUCGCGCGAAGCUCAGAGGGCGCCUCGUUCAUUACUACUUCAGCAACUGGACAGUCGGAAUUUCGACUGUGGCAGGAUUGUUCGCGCUAUAUCUGACGCUAAUCCAAACAGGUUGCAGUGUCGCUGAUGCACUAGAAUAUAUGCAGGAGGAAAGCUUCUGGUCAUACCUAAGUCUAUCAUUUUUUCUGCCCUUCUCUCGCCCCUUCAUGCCGCUAGAUCAAAAGGAUUUGAACAAGGAAUGA